AUGGAGGAACCUGAAGAACUCACUAUUAGUAAUGGUGCACUAUCUAUGGUUGCUGCAACUGAUGAUGUAUUAUACAAUAAUGUUCAAGGCGAUUUUGUAGUUAAUGAUGUUCUAUAUAAUAGCCAAGAUGAAUUUAAUGUUAUUAACGAUUUUUUACAUGGAAUUGAUCAGGAUAAAUAUGAAAAUGGCAAUAUGAUGAACUUUGAAGAUGCUCAAUAUGAGUUAAUGGUAGUAUAUAAUGAUUGGCACCAAAUAAUUAGUAAAGGUGUCCAGGGG
Messenger RNA from Racocetra fulgida, 276 nucleotides. Lineage: Eukaryota; Fungi; Glomeromycota; Glomeromycetes; Diversisporales; Gigasporaceae. The record is from the annotation of a GenBank genome assembly.